Molecule: messenger RNA, 764 nt
Organism: Scomber scombrus (Atlantic mackerel)
Lineage: Eukaryota; Metazoa; Chordata; Actinopteri; Scombriformes; Scombridae
Gene: mgst1.1
Product: microsomal glutathione S-transferase 1.1
Exons: 4
Coding region: 246-710 (154 amino acids)
Cellular component (GO): mitochondrion; membrane
Molecular function (GO): glutathione transferase activity
Source: RefSeq, a predicted model, not a curated record
CUCCAGGCAAGGCCCUCUUGCCUUUCGGCUCGGUCCCUAAUUAAAACUGAUAACCAUCACAUUAACAUACUCUCUAUCAAAUUGUUUUGUUAAAUUAUUAAGGACAGGAUAUCAUAUCAUUAAAAGAAAAUCUUGGGAACUGACAAAGGAAUAUUUCUGGAUGGCAGGACCUCCCACCCUCAGUUCUCCAAUGGAAUUGAUGCUCAAAGUGUCUUAUAGUGCUGCAGUAAUUUCUCACAGAGAAAAUGUCAUCACUGAGCAGUACGAUGGACAGCCAGGUCUUCCAAGCGUUUUCUACAUAUGCCACAAUUGUCAUCCUGAAGAUGAUGCUAAUGUCACCUUUGACCUCUUACUUUCGUCUGACCAGAAAGGUGUUUGCAAACCUAGAAGACACCAAACUUGUUUCCUCCAAAGAAGACAAGAAACUGGUUUGUAUAGAUCCUGAUGUGGAGCGAGUCCGCAGAUGUCACCUGAAUGACCUGGAGAACAUUAUUCCCUUUGUGUUGGUUGGCCUGCUUUACUCUCUGACUGGACCUGAGCUUUCAGUUGCUCUGCUUCACUUCAGACUCUUUGCUGGCUGUCGUAUCUUCCACACCAUCGCCUACAUUGGUGCUCUGCCUCAGCCCAGCAGGGCUGGGUCCUGGAUCCUGGGCAUGCUGGUCACUUUCUCUAUGGCUUACAGGGUGCUUAGUGCAGUACUCCUACUUUAGAGAUGAUAAUUGAUCACCAUCACACAUUAAAAAAAGUAUACGUUUCUACUACCA